Molecule: messenger RNA, 2160 nt
Organism: Mytilinidion resinicola
Lineage: Eukaryota; Fungi; Ascomycota; Dothideomycetes; Mytilinidiales; Mytilinidiaceae
Product: peptidyl-prolyl cis-trans isomeras-like protein
Exons: 5
Coding region: 159-2066 (635 amino acids)
Biological process (GO): protein peptidyl-prolyl isomerization
Molecular function (GO): peptidyl-prolyl cis-trans isomerase activity; protein binding
Source: RefSeq, a predicted model, not a curated record
GAGUCUAAGGCAUUGCGCUGAACUACACGUGAACGUGUAGAUUUUGCGGCGAACCCACCUCUUAAGAUUCGACCUCUGCUCCCAACUCAAGCACUUCUCAAGUUGCGCCGUAGCUACCUCAAGGUUGACAGUUCCAACGUAAAACUCCACCUCACACUAUGGCAUCCGAUGGCCUCAUGUCUCCGCGCUCCACGAAGCGGUCGCGCUCAGAGAUGGAAGUAGACGACGCAAAACCUGUGAAUCCUCCCGCUAACGAAGACGAUGAUACCUCCUCAGACGACGACGACUUCGGCCCCGCGCUUCCCUCCACAGCCCCGAAGAAGAAACGCCGCAAGCUUCCCUACGAAAAGCUCUACGUCGCCGCUCUCCCCACCGCAGGUCGCUAUGUCAAAUCUUUGAUGCACAGAGACCAGUUAUCAUUCACGGUCUUCACCCCACAUACCGACUUUCUAAUUACCUCUUCUGUCGACGGUGUCGUAAAGUUCUGGAAGAAGGAUCUCGGCGGAAUCGAGUUCAUAAAGGAGUUCCGUGCUCAUAAUGGCGAGAUCAGAAGCGUGAACGUGAGCGCAGACGGGCGGAGCUUUGCCACAGCGGGUGCGGACAAGACGAUCAAGAUCUUUGACGUGGUUACGUUUGAUCUAUUGGCUAUGUUGACGCUAGAGUAUGCGCCGAAGUGUGUGUGCUGGGUACACGGGCGCGGAGCUUCGUUCCCACAGCUAGCGGUUUCGGAUGAGGAGAGCUCAUGGAUACGAAUAUAUGACGGACGAGGCGAAAACCAGGAGCCGCUGCACAUUGUGAAAAGCUUGCAUCGGAGGCCGGUGCAUCUCAUGGCCUACAACAACGAGUAUGACUGCGUGGUGUCUGCAGAUGAGGGAGGAAUGGUCGAAUAUUGGAGGGCAAGCGGGACCUAUGAGAAACCGGAUAACGUAUUCGAGAUCAAGAGCUCUACCAAUCUAUUCGAUUUUAAGAAGUCAAAAUCCGUGCCUUCAUCAAUCACAAUGUCACCAACGGGACACCAAUUCGCAACUAUGUCUUUCCCUGAUCGAAAAAUUCGAAUAUUCGACUUUGCCUCUGGCAAGCUAUAUCGAACCUAUGACGAGUCAAUCGAGACCAUUAGCGAGAUGCAGCAAGCCGGAACUGCAAUCCAAACCCUCGAAGACGCCGAAUUCAACCGCAAACUGGCAAUUGAGAAAGAGCUGGACACCGCUGCCGUCCGGAGUCGCAUCAAUGUCAUCUUUGAUGAGACUGGUCAUUUCAUCCUCUAUGGCUCGAUUCUCGGAACAAAAGUCCUCAACACACUCACUAACAGGGUGGUAAAGGUGUAUGGGAAAGACGAACCAUUCAGGGCCCUGAACCUGGCCCUUUACCAAGGCCAACCAGAGAAAAAGGGGCUUGUCACUGUCGCCAUGGCAGCUAGUGACAACCCGUUGCUUCAGGAGGCCGAAGCGCGUGACGCCAUGCUUGUCUCCACAGGCUCCGGCAAAGUCCGCUUCUACAUGUUCACGAACGAUCCAAACGCGUCAAAAUCCGAGCGCGACGUCCAAAACGAGAAACCCCGCAACAUCAACGCCAAGCAGCAAGCCGAAACUAAACUCGCCGCAACAGGCACCUCCGCCAUCAUCCAUACCACCUACGGCGACAUCCACAUCCGCCUCUUCCCCGAAGCCGCGCCCAAAGCCGUCGAGAACUUUGUCACACACGCUAAGAACGGCUACUACAACAACAUCAUCUUCCACCGCGUGAUCCGCAAGUUCAUGAUCCAGACGGGCGACCCUAUGGGCGAUGGGACCGGCGGCGAGAGCAUUUGGGGCAAGGAGUUCGAGGAUGAGUUUUCGACGCUGCGGCAUGAUAAGCCGUACACUGUUAGUAUGGCGAAUGCGGGGAGGAAUACGAACGGGAGUCAGUUCUUCAUCACGACCGAGAAGGCUCCCUGGCUUGACGACAAGCACACGAUCUUCGGACGAGCGAUUCAGGGGCUGGACGUCGUGCACAAGAUCGAGAAUACGAGGGUGUACAAGGAGAAGCCGGAGGAGGACAUCAAGAUCAUAAACAUCGAUGUGGUGUAAUUGGCUGCACCUCACCGCUUCUUGGUCUGUUUGUAGUUGCUCCAAGCUCCAAAGCCAGUAGCCACAGCGUCCAAUAGACUUUAUUCUCUGAAGC